This is a messenger RNA of Notothenia coriiceps (black rockcod), 3625 nucleotides long. It is a transcript of the gene arfip1, whose product is annotated as ADP-ribosylation factor interacting protein 1 (arfaptin 1). Gene Ontology annotation, biological process: regulation of Arp2/3 complex-mediated actin nucleation; intracellular protein transport. The record is from RefSeq and is a predicted model, not a curated record. The transcript is spliced from 10 exons. Gene Ontology annotation, molecular function: protein domain specific binding; phospholipid binding. NCBI's taxonomy places the organism in Eukaryota, Metazoa, Chordata, Actinopteri, Perciformes, Nototheniidae. Gene Ontology annotation, cellular component: trans-Golgi network membrane. The coding region runs from base 286 to 1800 and encodes 504 amino acids.
CAAAUGAUGUAGUCUGCUUCUGAUGACAGCCGAGGGCCGCAGUGGUUUAGUCUUUCCGGGGUUCGCCCAGCAAGUCUAGUGUGCUCAAAGAUAGUCGAGGACCAUCGAUGAUAACUUGGUAGGAUAUCUAUGCAACGUUUGCAUUAACAGCAAGCACCAACGACUUCAGCUCACCACUGCAACAACGGCUAUUCCAGUUAACUACAGCAACAACGGCUAGUCCGGUUAACCAAAGCAACGGCUAACAGCUCUCAGCUAAAGAGUUAGCCACGACCGCAGACAGGUAUGUCUGAAGUUAGUCUUGAGGCUGAAUCGGGGAAGACCUCACCUGAGGACCCUCAGCUGGAUUGUGAGGGGGAAGACAAAACAGAAGAAAGUGUUAGUGAGGAUGUGAGACAGGGCAGUGUAGACGACAGUAGUGGAAGAGAUUACCAAGAUGAUGAGAUGGACGAGAUUGAUAUUGACAGCACUGAAGAAAAUGCUGAAAAUGGUGAUAAGGCCAUUCAGAAGGAGGAUGAGGGCAUUCAGAGAGAGGGUGUGGUGAUAAUCAGUGAAAGUGAUGCUGCACACAUGUCUGCGAGUGUAGAAAAUGAGGGACCUGAGGCAAACCAUCAAGUUGAAACUGCUGAAACACCAGAGGAAAGUGGAGAUUCUGACACUGAAACAAAGGAAAGCACAAUGACUGAGGAGUUCCAUAGAAGCUCAGCGGCUGAGAUCCCAGUCACCAGCAACGGGGAUCAGAGCCCGGACAUGGUGUUCCAGAGGGACUCUUACCCCAGUGUCCCCAGGGCCCUAAACCUCUCCGAGUCCUGUGUCACUUCCGCCAACUUCGCCUCAACAACAGAGGGCAUCAUCGAAUCAGGACCAUACAAAGGGUCAGCCAGCCUGCCCACGUCUCCCGUGGCUCCUGUAGCUCCCAGCUCUACUGUUGCUAGCCGCUUGGCGCGCUCUUCCAGCGAUAGUCAGGCUGAGACAGGCACGAUGAAUGAACAGCCAAAGAGCGGAGCGGUGGUCCUAUCAGACGACUUAAAGAGCCCAGCCAUGGAGAAACUGGACCUAGUGAGAAAGUGGAGCAUCAACACUUAUAAAUGUACCAGACAGAUCCUGUCUGAGAAGCUGGGACGAGGCUCGAGGACGGUGGACCUGGAUCUGGAGGCCCAAAUCGAAGUCCUGCGAGACAACAAGAAGAAGUACCAGAAUGUCAUCAAACUGGCUCAGACGCUGGCCAAUCAGCUGUCCCAGAUAAUGCAGACGCAGAGGCAGCUGGGUAACGCCUUCGCCGACCUCAGCCUCAAGUCACCAGAACUGCAUGAGGAGUUUGGUUACAACGCUGAGACCCAAAAGCUUUUGUCCAAAAAUGGAGAGACAUUGCUGGCUGCUAUCAACUUUUUCAUCGGCAGUGUAAACACUCUUGUGGACCAAACAAUUGAAGACACCUUGGUUAAUAUCAAACAGUAUGAAUUUGCAAGAGUUGAGUAUGACGCGUACCGUACAGAUUUGGAGGAGUUGAAUCUGGGACCACGUGAUGCCACCACCAUGCCCAGGAUCGAGUUCUCCCAGCAGCAGUUCCAGAUCUACCGCGAGAAAUACGAGAGGAUGCGAAACGACGUCUCCGUCAAGCUGAAGUUCCUGGAAGAGAACAAGGUGAAGGUAUUGCACAACCAGCUCAUCCUGUUCCACAAUGCCAUUGCUGCGUACUACGCCGGAAACCAACAGCAGCUGGAACAGACACUCAAGCAGUUCCACAUCAAGUUGAAAAUUCCGGGUGGGGACAGUCCAUCUUGGCUGGAAGAGCACUAAUCACUCCCUCUGAAGCCGAAGAGGAUCAGUUUGACAGGAAAUGUCAAAUCCUACAGAAACUACGGGAAACCUUCAACUCGACUGUCACUGCCUUUCAAACUUUCACAGCUGUAAAUCUUUUAACUCUACACAAAAUGAAAAAAAAAAAAACUCUUACAAUCCGUUUUACUCUUGUUGUUGAAUCAUCCAUCGAUGCACUUUUAAACUGUUUGGCAAAUCUGUUGAACAGGAGUUGCUGCAUUUAACACAUUUGAAAACUGUAACUGGCCUUUUGUAUUCCAGCAUAUGAAUGUUGUAUCCCAGCACGGCGGACAUGUUGUCUCUGUAAGGGCAGCAACGGGAUCAAAACAACUGCCGUCGGAUCACUAUUUACAGAACUCUUCUCAGAUGACUGAGAUUUGGUGAAUGCUUAAUACAAGUCUAAUCAGGAAGCUUCAUGUGAUUCUGAACAUGAUUUCAAUCAUGAUUUGAUUUUACAACUGUUAAAAACAGGGUAAAGCGGCAUUCAGAUUUGAGUCAUGCAUGCAAUUGGUCACUUCUAUCAGCAAACUCGUAUUAAAGUGAUGGAUUGACGUAUUGGAAAAUACGCUUAUUUACUUUUUUGGCAACUUUUUUUGUGUUCAGUUGCAGGUUAGCUUAGCUAUGCAUAAAGACCCUAAACAAGGUGAAACAGCUAGCCCGGCUGUCCAAAGGUAAAUAACAUGGUGCGUAUCAGCACCUCUAAAUCUCACUUAAACAAAAAAGAAUCGAGUUGUGGUUUUAUGGGAGGUGAUGUGCCUUUGGACAGAGGCAGGCUAACUGUUACCCUUGAUUAUAGUGUUUAUGCUAGGCUAAGCUAACCAGCUCAGGCUGUAGCUUCAUAAUUAGUGUACACACACAAGAGUGUUACCGAUCUUCUCAUCUUACUCUAUUUUCCCAAAACGUCAACUAUUACUUUAAAUUGAUAUUCUAAAAUUAUAUCGAUGGCCGCUCACAAUAAAUUCUGCACUCUGCAAUAUGAUUAUAAUGACAAGAUGCUGCUUUUGAUAUUGCUCUUUUUAUCGAUAUUUCCCUCUUUGGUCUUCAUUCAUGGCAUUCAGAGAAAUUGAAGGACCAGCCUUAUUGUAUGUGACUAAAUGUGCCUUGGAUUUAUUCUUCUCUUCCUCUCUGUGCUUUUAUAUCUGGUCUUGUUGUUUAAAACAGGCUCUCUCACUACCAAUUCUCGGGACCCACUCUUGCAGGAAGAGCAUGGACCAAACACACACUCUCAAAGGACAAUUAUACAUGUUCAAACACUCCACACAUGUCUGUGUUUAAAAAAUACUCCACGAACAUUUGAAGUUUAAAGACAUUUUAAGAUGUUCUCAAAGAUAUUUAUCCAUAUUGCACAUGCACAUUUAUGCAUUUGAGACUAAGUACUUGUAAGAAAUGUAUGAUAUGAUAUAUGAUAUGAAAACCAAAAUAUGAUUAACUUGAGGAACCUUUUUUUGAAUUUGAAAGACCAGCUUCCUUUGAGCUUCUUAAAGUUUUGUUCAUUGGGCUACAUAAAAGUUUAGUUUUGGAAGAGGACAUACUGUAGGCUGGUAUUGAUAACCAGCUGUCCUCGUUUGGGUGAUUUGUACUUUUCCUUUGGCUUACCAUAGCAGUUUGGGAGUGUGAAUCUUGUACAACAAUCUAUUGUUUCCCGGAAAUAGAUGGAUAUAUAUUUGUAAUUUUCUCUAUUUACUUUGAGUAUGUAGUUUUGGAUUUUUUGUUUUUCCUGAAGACUUGCAUAAUGAUGUGAUAGUAUGUGCUAGUGGGACUCUACCUUUGUAAUAAUAAAACAUUAACACAUGAGUUAAGAAAA